AGGCUGAAAAUCUCCAAAAUGUCCAAAAAAUGCGUUUUUGGCAAAAAGUUCGGGGAGUCAAUGGGUUAUAUAGUUUGAUGGACAAGUUUUCCUUUAGUCACCUUUUGUAAAAACAAUUCCUGUGACAAACAACAUUCUAAACACACGUUGUAUCUGUAACCUUGUUUUGGAGACAGAGGACCUAGAAAUGUAAUAACCAUACUAAGUAUGUUAUAAGUAUGAUUAUUUGUGUGAUUUCAGGUUCCUCAGUGGGAAACACACAGGCGAUUGCAAAUAGCGAUGAUUCCGAAUUGAUGUCCAGCAGAAAAGAUCAGUCAUUGCAGUUAAUGGAAAGUAGUGAAACUGAAAGUGAAACAGAAGAGGAAGAGGUUGAUGACAAGUUUUCUGAAAUGAUGACUCAUGAUAAUCACAGUGUUACCAAAGAAGGUACUACAAAGAUUCAAAAGGGAAUUGCAAAGAAUACAGGCGUGUUUACAGCUGAUGCAAAGGAAGCAAUUCGUCACAACAGCAACCAACUGGGAAAGGCAAAGGGCAAAGUGUUUCUUCACAAACCUGUUGUCAGUAUGCCAUCAAGUGUGAAAACUCCGUCUCCACAAUCUUCUGCAGGUUUUACAUAUCCCCAAAGAAUUCUGGUGAUUUGUAACCGAUGGUCCUGCUGGCAUCUCAGUGUGUGUACAGUCAACAAACAGCUUUGCCGAAGUUUUGCAAAGGUUGAAGACGAACAGGUUGCAUGUUUGGUUCUUGAUGCAACUGAACAGGAGAGGAUAUCAGCAGCAAAGGACGGGGUGAUCCUUAUUAAGGCUGCUGACCAGCCUGGUACCUUUUCAGGAGAUGAAAAGCUACUGUCUCUUCACACUGAUAUCCCUUUUAAAGUAGAUCUAGUGGUUGGUCAUGGAAUGGUCUCAGGUGCUGCAGCAGCCAUCCAAGCAAAACGAUUGAAAUGCAAAUUACUUCAUAUAUUUCACAAUUCGCCCGUUGAGGAUGAAGAUUCAUUCACAGCAGAGAGAGAGAUAGCAGUAAGAGCGGAUUUUGUAGCCGGGAUUGGCCCGCUUCUUGUGGAGCAGUGGGGCAUGAUCAUUAAUCGUGAGAUAUUUAUGAUAGUACCAGGCAUGACAGAAGUUUUACCGCGAAACAGAAUACCUACGCCACGGAGUAGAUGCCUCAUUCUAGGAAACAUGAACGAUCUUGAUAUGAGUGGUCUUGGGUUGGCUACAGAUGCUCUUGCAUGUUGUAAACGACAAGAAAAUCCUAUUCACCUAACUGUGUUGGGUACGCAGCGAGAAAAGGUUCACGAGUUGAAAGAUGAUCUAAAGAAGCGGUGCUAUUCCUCUGAACUGGAGGUUGUUGUUAAGCCAUCUGAUGUGAAUCGGGAAAUCGUCGAAGUUGAAAUUCGUGGUGUUUCCCUGGUACUCAUGCCGUCACCAACUGAUGGGUUUGGUGUAAUGGCACUUGAAGCUUUGUCUGCGAAAGUUCCAAUCUUAAUCAGUUCUUCAAGCGGUCUUGCAAAGUUGCUCCAAAAAAGCUUUGAUACGAGCUAUUUAAAGUUCGUCUGUAAUGCCAAAGAUUCCCAAAACAGUAUUGAUGCUUGGUCAGAUGCCAUUGAUGACAUACUUCAGGACCGAGACGAGUCAUUCAACAUGGCGUCAUCUCUUCGGGAGAAGUGGAAUUCCAAAUUUACCUGGGACUCCACAGCCAAUGACCUACUUGCACAUCUUGGCAGAUCUGGAGUUUUCUUUGCGCUUUCACCGUCAGCUACGCAACAUAUAUCGCUACCAUCACAGUGCUCAGAUUCAGCCCUGAGGUUUAUGGAGUCUGAGGUAGAUUUGCUGAAUAGAGGUCGUAAACAUGUCUUGUUCCUUUCACCAGAGAAUACUUCAGAUUCUCCAUUUAUUCAGUAUUUUGCCCAGGUGCCAUGGGCUGCAGUCUUUGAUUUUGAUGUGAACAGUGUCGCAACCGGCUACCUUGCAAGUUGUGAGAACUUUUGCGAAAAUGUGGGUGUAAAGAUUUGCCGAAUGCUGCCACCUUUACCUGACAAGGAUCAAAGAAAGAUUUCUGUCAUGCUGCCAAAUGGCAUGCCAUGGCUUCUCCUCGAGGGAAUGCCAGAAAGCAAGCGGAAUAUUAAAGAUAAUUUGGAAUGGAUAAGAGAAUUUUUUAUGGCUCUCGGCAAGGCUAACCCUGGACCAAUCACCUUCAUAGUACUGUGGGGGCCAGUGAAAGAAGCAAAAGUUUUGGGCAAGAAUCUUUCAAAAAUUCUCACAGUAGUUCAGGGCUCAUCCGUCCAUGGUCAAGUGAAGCUUGCCAUCGCAUGCACAGCACCCACAGAAGACAGGGUUCUAGAAGACAUUGCUGAUGACUGGAAUGUUGAAGUACACAUGUUGUCCCUCGAAGACAUUUGCAAUGCACUUUGCAAGUGUGUCAGUUCAUCGCCUUUCAUCCAAGAAAACCGUGAAUUUGCACUGCCCGUGGCAGAUCUGGACGACCCACAACAGGUUUCCUUUAAAGUCUUGCCCCCCAACCGUCGCUGGAUAAAUGCAGAAAUGGAAGUACUGUACCAGUCGGUUGGAAGCACCCCUCAGUUUGAUGAUGAUGAUGCUUGUCAUUUCUAUCGGGGAGGCUUGAUCUCUUGGUAUGCUCUUCGUAUGGGCUACGCUGUGGAACGUGGAAACUGGGCAGCGUUGAAUACAAGGAUUCAGGAGCUUCUUGUGAAGGCUGGGACAAUGAAGCUGAAGAUGCCACAUCAAAGAGGAGCAGGUGGUACAACCUCUGCCCGCAAGAUCCUCUUUGAUUAUCAUGAGAAAUACCCCUGUGUUUUUCUCAAGUCUGUUGGCCAUGCAGAAAUCGCUCCUGCUAUCAAAGUGUUGGCCGCAUUUUGUAGAUUACCUGUCAUUAUUCUCGUUGACUGUAAACACAUUCUAAGCGACGAGUUUGACGUUGACAGUCUGUAUAACAGUCUCUCAAAUGAUAGGAUUCCGUGCGUUAUUCUAGAGGUAAUACACCAGAACCAGCAACGGGAGAGAAUUGUUUCUGCAAGCUUUGAAAAGGCUGAUAAGACUGUCCCAGUUCGCCUCGCAGACGCUCUCACUUCUGACGAAGCUCAAGAGUUUGUGAAGAUUUAUAGUGCCCAGAAAAGGGAAAAACAAGCUGCCCUAAAAUCUCUUCUGAACUCCCGGCAAAGGGAGAUUCAAAUACCCUUUUUCUAUGGGCUGGUCACCUUUGAAGAUCGCUUUACAGGUCUUGAGCCCUUUGUGAAGGAAUGCUUGCAAGAUCUCGACAAAUAUGAGCGGUACAUCCUUCUCUUUUUGGCCAUGACGUAUCAUUAUGGGCACAGUUCUCUUUUUGCAAAUGAUUUUGCCGGAUUGUUGGAGGCACCUCGGAGAGAGGUACUAUCCCUAGAGUUGGUGCUUCCUAAUUUAUCAAGGGAACUGCUUCUGGAAGAAGAUGGAAAAUGGAGGCCGAGGCAUGACCUAAUCGCAUUGGAAAUGCUCCGUCAGCUACUAACACAGCCAGAUGAUGAUGGACUUCCACAAACACAUCCUGACAACUGGAGGAAUCAGCUUGCUGAUAAAGCAAUGAUUUGCUUUACCCAUAUGUCAGAGGGAGUUGUAAGCGACAUGCUGCUGAGCAGAUUUACUGAUGACAACUCUCACCAGUACUUCUCGCAGCUCAUUUCUGAUAUCCCUUUUGAUGAAGAUGCGAUAAGGCUCUUUGAUAAAGCGAUCUCUCUAUUUCCUGACAACCCCUUUUUCAAAGUGCACUUGGGCCGCUUUUACAGUAUCAAAAAGAAGUCAGAUGGCUUCCUCUUGGCUAUUCAAUACACAAAUGAAGGGAUAGCAUGCGCAGAUGACCAUAUAUCUUCUCGUGUUGUUCGUGGGCAGUUUGCACAGAUGAAAGGGGUAGUGUACAGUCGAGAGGUGCAUUACCUUGCGGAAGCAAAUGCUGAAAUCGCGACUAUCAUAGAGAGGGCUGAUGACGGAGUCAAGAAUUUCAGACGUGCAGUUAGCAUUGCCCCUGAUUUGGUAGAUGGUUACAUUCCAGAAGUGCGAAUGAUGGUUAAGGUCUUUGAACACAUUGACAAGACUACAGGAAGCUUCCAUAAAUAUGUCAGGUCUCCUAAUGUACAUCCGUUUAUUAUUGAUGCUAUUUCCAACACUUCCAAUACCCUCGAGUGUGUCCCCGACAGUGAGGCGUAUACCUAUUGGAGGAUGCGUCUGUCAUGUAUUGGCCGGCGAGAAUUUUCACCAGAAAAAGUGAAGGAGACAUUAAAUCUUCUAUUGCAUCUCAGAAACAGUGGCACAGCAAGUAGAGCAUCGAUUAAUCGUCAAAUUGUCAUCAUGAGGAUGGAAGCUCAGUCAAAGAAACGUCGACCAAUCGCCGAAAUUGCUCGUGAGUUGAUUGAGCUUUUAAACGAGGCUUUACGACAUGAUUCCAAUGUCGAGCAGACCAUGAGGCUGUGGGUGCGACUUGCACCAUUUAUUCCUGUUGAUCUUUCAGAAUCAGAGAGGAAUAUUUUCUUUUGGUGCUCAAGAGAGAAGUCCGAGCGUUCGUACUUGUAUAAGUACAUUGUUGCCUGUUUGCACCUACUUGGAAGAGGCUCUCCCAGUUACAGUGAGGUCAUGAAGAAUGCAAAAGAAGACCUCAACUCGGCAAUUAAAGCCAUCAACCGUGCUGAUAUUGGAAGAUUCCGUCAUCCCGACAGACCCGUGGUGUGGCUAGGGCGUGAAGCAAAAGGAAUGGGAAAUCUGGUCUACCUUGAAGAAAAGAUUACUGACCUCAUUGACGUUAGAAUGAAACGUUUUAUCGACAGUAAACACACCAAGCAGCUUCGCACCCUCUCUGGUCGAAUUGUGGAGACUGGAAAUAAAGUUGGAACAAUCAGGAUAAAUGGAGAGCUAGAUGUGUCUUUUCGUGCUGACCUCUGUGAAACUCCUUUAACAGGAUCGGGCUUUGUGAACAGAAAAGUGCAGUUUUUCUUAGCCUUUAACUUUUUUGGUAUGGAUGCUUACAAUGUACAGCUGAUGCAAGAGAAACACGAUUUUUAGCAGGCAAGUCUAAACGAGUACAAACCAAGGCUAAAGUUCACUUGAAGGUCAUUUUAGAGAUUAAAACGCACUCAAACCAAUCUCGCCAAGACUGUCCUAGGGAACUGAUUAAAGUAACUAUCUGGAACAUGUCAAACUGUCAGAGAGACAGAUUAAACGUUUCGUGAAGCUGGCCAAACAGUAAGGCUGAAUAACUUGUACAGUGAAGAUCAUUACAAACAACAGAAUGGCGACGCAGAUGAAUAAUGUGUGGUAUGCCAUGAACACAUUUGUCAACAUGACCAAAGGAUAGUAACCCAACAAAUCGCACCUUCUUAGUUGGAAGCACUAUGGAGACAGAUAUGUCAGUUACGGCAUCGGCGCUGUUGUGAUGUAACUAAAAAACAAGUAUUAAUAUGAUCGUUGGAUGUUGUUAAACAUGCCAGGAUGACGGCGUCAAAGAGACAACGUUACACAGACUUGUAUGAUCCUUCCUUCCUCAAAAGAGAAUUAAAAAGCAACAGAAAGCCAGCAGAGUUGAUUCAGGGGCCUUAAUCACCCUAACCCAGUCCUUUACCACUUUGUCACCCUAACCCAGCCUUAGCAAACUUCUGUAUCAUAGGAAAAUUGUACUGGAAAAAGACCAUUCUUUGUAUGGUAUGCAUUCCAAUGGUUGUCCAUGCAAUAGUUUAUUUUCAAGAAACCUACCUCAGAUCUGGUCGAGUUAAUUAACAGUUUGAGUUCGAGUUACUUGUCGGCAAUGGCAGAGCAAGGUUCUCAAGAAUGAAAAUUGCUCACGCGAGGAAGACGUAGUCUUGUGAGAUGUCCUUUCUUCCCCUAGAAAGGACAACUCAGUCUGUCCCGGAACAAAUUUUGGAGAGAAUCUGUUGUGUAUUCAACGCCUCCGAGUUCUCGAAAAGAAAGUCUGUACCUCACUCAGCUUACAUUUUGUGUUCUGAACUUUGAAAAACAAAGGAUGAAAUCUAUACGUUUAGCGACGAACAGAAUACUGUUUCCAUCAUUUGUUAUGUCUGCUGAGAGCCUGAUAGGACUUCUGGAGAGAACUUUGAACUUAACAUGGACAUUGUGUCGUUUUUUUCCUUUUAGAUGAGCUGUAUAUUUAAGUUUAAAGCCGCUUUAAAGGGCCCUAGUCGUAAGAUUUCUCGCUUAGGGCUGAAGUGAGCACGAGAGCCAUGUUGUAGAUUAAAUCUGCAUUGAUUUAUUCUUGCAAUCCCCUUAUCAGGUUACUUAUAAAAGUCACUAGUUUAAGAUGAACCUCA
Molecule: messenger RNA, 6298 nt
Organism: Orbicella faveolata
Lineage: Eukaryota; Metazoa; Cnidaria; Anthozoa; Scleractinia; Merulinidae
Biological process (GO): regulation of apoptotic process
Cellular component (GO): cytoplasm
Molecular function (GO): protein binding
Source: RefSeq, a predicted model, not a curated record